This is a messenger RNA of Erinaceus europaeus (western European hedgehog), 3829 nucleotides long. It is a transcript of the gene PRND, whose product is annotated as prion like protein doppel. The record is from RefSeq and is a predicted model, not a curated record. Gene Ontology annotation, biological process: protein homooligomerization; intracellular copper ion homeostasis. Gene Ontology annotation, cellular component: membrane. Lineage: Eukaryota; Metazoa; Chordata; Mammalia; Eulipotyphla; Erinaceidae. Gene Ontology annotation, molecular function: copper ion binding. The transcript is spliced from 2 exons. Bases 92 to 625 code for a protein of 177 amino acids.
CUCAGCCACAGCAGGAGGGUGCACUGGAGAACUGUGUAGCUCCAGGCUCUAUAGAGGCAGGCUUCCAAGAGAGAGCCCCAGACGUGCCACAAUGAGGAAGCACCUGGGUGGGUGGUGGCUGGCCAUUGUCUGUGUCCUGUUCUUUAGCCAACUCUCUGCAGUCAAGGCCAGGGGCAUCAAGCACAGGUUUAAGUGGAACCGAAAGGCCUUGCCCAGCACCAACCAUGUCACGGAGGCCCAAGUCUCAGAGAUCCGGCCCGGGGCCUUCAUCAGGCAGGGCACCAAGCUGGAUAUUGACCUGGGAGCCGAGGCCAACAGAUACUACGAGGCCAACUACUGGCAGUUCCCCGACGGGAUCCAUUACAACGGCUGCUCUGAGGUCAACGUGACCAAGGCGAAGUUCAUUGCCAGCUGCAUCAAUGCCACCCACUCCGCCAACCAGGAGGAGCUGUCCCGGGAGAAACACGACAAGCUCUACCAGCGGGUCCUGUGGAGGCUCGUCAGGGAGCUCUGCUCCCUCAAGCGCUGUGAUUUUUGGUCAGAAAGAGGAGCAGGACUUCAGGUCACUGUGGACCAGCUCAUGAUGUUCUGUCUGCUAGCAUUCACCUGGUUUAUCAUGAAAUAAGUGUCCAAGCUGGCUGCAGCCACAGAGUGAGAGACCUGCCCUCCCAUGUCCCAAACCCAAGUGUCCUGAAGGUACCAAAGGGCAGCGAAUUCUCAGCGCUGCAGACAGCACUCUGAGUCUCUAAUCAGGCAUCUGUGUUUGAUAAAUGUACAUACACCCGGCCCUUGAGUACUGUGUUGGAGGGUGGCUUGUGUCACUGCAGCCUCUCAGCCCACAGUGGCUUGGCCAGCAUUCCAUGUUACACAAUAAAUAUUUGGUGAACGUAAAAGAAGGUGCUGGGGCCUGUGCCAAGUGACUCACAACACCUCCCAGCAAUUUUUUUUGGUGUGUGUGGGGGCUCAUUCAUUCCCUUUAUAUAGACGAGGAAACAGAGGGCUAAGAAGCGAAGUAGCUUGAAAGCAGCAAAGUAGGGACUCAACCCUGGCUCGUCUUGGGUUUCCUCUCUGUGUAUACCCCAGAGCUUGGCAGUGUGUAGGGCUCCAAAUCCAGUCACAUGUUUCUAAUGAAACUGGGGAAACUGCACUUGCAGAAAUAUGAAGACCUGAGCUGAAAGCUAUAAAUAUAUCUUGAUAUCUUGUGACACCAAGGGGCCAUUUAGCUCCUCUCAUAUGCUCACACUUAACAGAUAAGUUAAACUAAAAUAAAAAGAUAGACAAAGACCCAGAAUUCUGUGCUAUAGUGCCAAGCUGGUUCCCAGAGCAGAUCAGAGUUAUAGCAGGUAUGUUUAGAGUAUGACAAUUUUUAGCUGGACAAAUAAAUAAUCACUGUUUCCAUCCCUGAAGGAGUGAGUGAUCUGACGACAGUGUUAUUUUUAAAAAAAAAUUAUUAUCUUCAUUUGAUAGAGACAGCCAGAAAUCGAGAGGAAGGGGGAUAUAGAGAAAGAAAGAAAGAAAUAAAGAAAGAGAGAGAUACCUGCAACACUGCUUCAGCACUUAUGAAGCUUUCCCUCUGCAGUUGGGGACCAAAGGCUUGAACCUGGCUCUUUGUGCACUGUAAGGUGUACGCUUAUCCAGGUGUGCCACUACCCGGCCCCAACGACGACAGUGUUCUUAACUGAGUUUGCUUUCAAAUGUUCUUCUUUACCCUGUGAACAUGUUUUUAUGUGCAGGAUUCAAAACAUCUCUAAACAUAGUCUCUUGCGCUUUGCAACACGUGCGUGAAGCGCAAGGACCGGUAUAAGGAUCCCGGUUCGAGCCCCUGGCUCCCCACCUGCAGGGGAGUCACUUCACAAACAGUGAAGCAAAUCUGCAGGUGUCUAUCUUUCUCUUCCCCUCUCUGUCUUCCCCUCCUCUCUCCAUUUCUCUCUGUCUUAUCUAACAACAACAACAUCAAUAGCAACAACAAUAAAAGAAAAAAAAACAAGGGCAACAAAAGGGAAAAGAAAAGGAAAGAAAGAAAGAAAGAAAGAAAGAAAGAAAGAAAGAAAGAAAGAAAGAAGAAAGGGGAAGAAAAACUAGCUCUUAUGUCCUAAGAUGCCCCCACAGACACUCUGAGAUCUCCCUCAGAGACUCACAGGAGUUGUUGAACCCUGCUUGGAGAUAAAAAGUUGCCGACUACUAUUAUCUCUCUUUACAGAGUCUGCAAAGAGAAAAAUGUGCAUUGUCCAACAAUCUAUCCUCAGUCUUUUUAAACAUGAAUGUUGAUAAUGGUAUAUCUUGUUCUGUGCCUCUGUUGCUAUCAGCUUUCUUCUCAAGGAUACACUGGGGAGGUUCAACCCAGAAAAUGUGGAGUGGACCUGGGAGCAAGGGAGACUGGGGGAGCAGCCUUGGCUGGGCAACUGGGGGAUAGCUGGGGACAAGUGAUGUGUGUGUGUGUGUGUGUGUGUGUGUGUGUGUGUGUGUGUGUGUGUGUGUGUGUGUGUGAACAUUGUGCUUCCUUCUGCUUCCUGGUGAAUUCUAGUUCAAAGAGUGAAGUGAAAGCACAGAACACCUAGAAGUAAUUUCUUAAAUGUCUUUUUUUUCAUUUUUAUUUUGAAAAUAAUAACAAUAGCAGAAAGGGCAAGGAGCAAAAAAAUAAAUAAGCAAGUACUUGUAGGCUAAUAUUGAAAUUUCAAGCCUCGGUGCUCCUGUGUUGAAUUAUAAACACAUACAUAGCCAAAUAAGCGAGAUGCUUUCCUUUUUGAUUUGAAAGAACUUAGAUCAUGCUCUCUGUGUUUUCUAUGAUUUCUGCCUUUUCUCAUUGUAUUAAUUGUUCCAGAAAACAGAUGUAAGAAGGGCACAAUGUUAAUAUGUGCAUAGUCAUUCAAGUGUGUCUGUAUGUGCUUCUGUACUUGCUUGUAUUUGCAAAUGAUGAGCUCAAGGAAAGGCUGGACUCUGGCUUCUCGCUGCAACAAAGGACUGCUGACACCUUGUGAAGAUAUCGUCUCAAUUGUUCUUGAUAUAAUCCUUCUAGAUGAAAAUCAUUUUGCCUAUCACCACUUUCUUGUCCCCUCUGACUAUUGAUUUUUAAAAUACAACUUCAAUGGGAAAGCGACUUUGAAAUCACCACAGAAAUCUAAAGUAAAGCUUUGCUCUCACAUUCCCAACAUCUUUAAAAUAUAUAUGUAUGUAUUCAAUAAUAAUAUAAAUUGAGCUGUCCUAAUUUUUCACUUAAUUUUAUUUUAUGCCUUUUUAUUUUUCUAUCUUCUGGAGGGUGUAGGUAGAGGGAAUUCCUGUUCCUUCAUCCAUCUUCCCCGAUCCACCCCCUCUUUUCUGCCUUUGAUGCAACCUCCACACUUUUACUUAGAUCACUAGAGAGAACUUUUUUAAAAAAAAAUGUUAGAUUGCACAUUUUUAAAAUAUUGUAAUUGGGGCUGAGGAGACAGCGUAAUGUUCUACAAAAAACGUUCAUGCCUAAAGCUCUGAGGUGCCAGGUUUAAUCUCAAGUAUGACCAUAAGCCACAGCUAAGCAGUGCUCUGGUCUCUCUCUGUGUGUCCCUUGUUAAAAUAAAUAAAACAACUUUAAGAAUACUGUAGUUAUACAUAUUACAUGAACGCCCCUGAAAUUUGCUUCUUUAACUUAACACUGAAUUGUGGACCUCUCUCCUGUUCAACAGCUAGCUGCUAUAUAAUAAUCCACACUACAGGGUGUAACCAUUUAAUUGAUUUAUUAGUUUCCUUGAUGUAUUCCUUUAAUUGUGUGGUUUGAUUCUUUUCCUUGCUAAUGGGCCUUCAGAUUGCUUCCAGCUUUUCACAGUUACAAACAAUAAAAGUCCUUUUAUACAUA